Momordica charantia (bitter melon) is the source of this 1716-nucleotide messenger RNA. RefSeq names its product putative ADP-ribosylation factor GTPase-activating protein AGD8. Gene Ontology annotation, biological process: COPI coating of Golgi vesicle. The record is from RefSeq and is a predicted model, not a curated record. Gene Ontology annotation, molecular function: GTPase activator activity. Lineage: Eukaryota; Viridiplantae; Streptophyta; Magnoliopsida; Cucurbitales; Cucurbitaceae.
AAAAAAAGAGAGAUCAGAAGAGGCUGCGAUUUUUGCAGUUUCGCAGUCCGAUCUUCUUCUUCUUCUUCUUCUUCCCCGAUCUUCAUUUUCUUCUUCAAUUUCCCGUAGGAGGUGUCCGUUCAAGCACACCCCCUUGGGAAUCCUUCUGCCUCUCCGUUUCUAAUGGCGUCCGACAGCUUCUCCGACAAGAACCUCGUCUUCAGAAAGCUGAAAGCCAAGUCCGAAAACAAGAUGUGUUUUGAUUGCAAUGCUAAGAAUCCCAAUUGGGCUUCCGUCACCUACGGGAUCUUCCUCUGUAUUGAUUGCUCCGCCGUGCAUCGUAGCCUUGGCGUCCAUGUCAGCUUCGUCAGGUCCACGAAUUUAGAUUCCUGGACUCCGGAGCAGCUGAAAACAAUGAGCUUUGGAGGAAAUAACCGAGCACAAGUUUUCUUUAAGCAGCAUGGAUGGAAUGAUGGAGGCAAAAUUGAGGCCAAAUAUACGUCAAGAGCUGCCGAAUUGUACAGACAAUUACUUUCUAAAGAAGUUGCUAAAAGUAUGGCAGAAGAGGCAGGGUUGCCGUCUUCCCCAGUUGCUUCUCUGUCAGCACAAGCAGGAAGUGGACCUCCUGAUUUCAAGAAUAAUGAAAUUGCAAAAGACAAUGCCUAUGGAAAGCAAGAAGCACAAGAAAUUUCUGCUUCAUCAAAAGCAUCUCAGACAGUUUUCUCAAGUACUGUGAAGAAGCCCCUCGGCGCAAAGAAACCAGGGAAGACUGGGGGCCUUGGUGCCCGUAAGCUUACAACAAAGCCAAGUGAGAAUUUAUACGAUCAGAAACCUGAAGAACCCACAGUUCCAGUUUCAUCUUCAACGACCAAAACUCCUGCAACUGGUUCAUCUUUUGCGUCUCGCUUUGAAUAUGUAGAAAAUGUCCAGUCAUCUGAUGUGAAUUCUAGUGGCUCUCAUGUGCUUAGCCAUGUAGCUCCUCCAAAGGCAUCGGGCUUCUUUGCUGAAUUUGGAAUGGAUGGUGGUUUUACCAAAAAAGCCGGUUCCAGUUCCUCGAAAGUGCAGAUUGAAGAAAGUGAUGAAGCAAGGAAGAAAUUCUCCAAUGCUAAAUCUAUUUCAUCAGCCCAAUAUUUUGGUGAUCAGAACAAAGCUGAUGCUGAAGCCCAGGUCUCCCUGCAAAAGUUUUCGGGCUCAGCUUCCAUCUCUAGCGCGGAUCUAUUCGGUCACCAGCGAGAUAAUCCUUCCAUUGAUCUUACUGCAAGCGACCUUAUUAACCGGCUUUCUUUUCAGGCACAGCAGGAUCUCUCCUCUCUCAAGAACAUUGCAGGAGAAACAGGGAAGAAGCUAAGCUCUUUGGCAUCCACAUUAAUUACAGAUCUUCAGGACAGAAUCAUUUGAUGAUACACAUUUUAAAGUGUUCUCCAUUGUAGAAUUUGGCUCGAACUCGAUUCGAUCGAUACAGUUUUAAUUACCGGCCAGUUUUAAUUACCAAGGAAUGUAAAGAAAUUCAGUAUACAGAUUCUUUCAAAAACAACCUGGUUAUUUUGUUUUUCUACAGCAACAGUGAACAUGAACAUGUGCUUUAGUUCUCUUCCUUUUGUAGCAAACAUCAGAUUUUCACCAUCCAAAGAUUGGAAAUUCCUAUCUCAGCAGAGCUUAGGGUCUAAAUCUGUAUUGAUUUUUGCUUAUAGUUGUGAGUGGAAUCAUACUUUACUAGCGAGUAGUGAUUAUGGAGUC